This is a messenger RNA of Humulus lupulus (European hop), 1424 nucleotides long. Its product is annotated as DNA repair protein RAD51 homolog 3. Gene Ontology annotation, molecular function: four-way junction DNA binding; crossover junction DNA endonuclease activity; ATP-dependent DNA damage sensor activity. The transcript is spliced from 9 exons. Lineage: Eukaryota; Viridiplantae; Streptophyta; Magnoliopsida; Rosales; Cannabaceae. Bases 146 to 1189 code for a protein of 347 amino acids. The record is from RefSeq and is a predicted model, not a curated record. Gene Ontology annotation, cellular component: Rad51B-Rad51C-Rad51D-XRCC2 complex; Rad51C-XRCC3 complex; replication fork. Gene Ontology annotation, biological process: reciprocal meiotic recombination; meiotic DNA recombinase assembly; DNA repair.
CAGGUUACGUUUGGAUACAUUUCCCAUUCAUACAAAGCAAACGUGCCGGACACGUGGGCAUUGAACUACUUUUUUCCAUCAAUAAAUUCCCGCCAAUUUCUAUACUUUAAAAAUAAAGAACAAAUAUACCCAAGGCAGGGCAGCCAUGGAAGUUGGAAGGUUGCCCAUCUCAGCGUCGCAGCGAGGCAAACUGUUAUCAGCCGGCUAUACUACUAUAUCAUCCUUUACUUCCCUCUCUCCCUUCCACCUUGCUCGAGACCUUAACAUUCCUGAGGAAGAAGCUGUUCAAAUUCUGGGGGCUGCAGCAUCACAUAAUAGUAGGUUAGACACUAGUGAUGGAGGCCACGCUAUGGUUAAUGGUGCACAGACUGCAUGGGACAUGCUUCAUGAAGAACAGUGUUUUCCGCGCAUUACUACUUCUUGUGCAGAUUUGGAUAUCAUCCUUGGUGGAGGAAUUAACUGCAAAGAAGUAACUGAAAUCGGUGGAGUACCUGGCAUUGGUAAAACACAGCUGGGGAUUCAACUAGCAGUUAAUGUUCAAAUUCCAUCGGGUUUAGGUGGCCUUGGUGGAAAGGCAGUAUAUAUAGAUACGGAAGGCAGCUUUAUGGUAGAGAGAGCUAUGCAAAUUGCUAAAGCUUCGGUAUCUGACAUGUCAGAAUACAAUGAUCGAUUACGUAAGGAAAAUCGUGGGUGCCAAGUCAAUUUGAAUUUUGAAGAUAUCUUGAAAAACAUUUACUAUUUCAGAGUCUGCAGUUACACUGAGCAAAUGGCUCUGAUAAAUUACUUGGAGAAGUUCAUGUCAGAGCAUAACGAUGUUAAGAUAGUUAUUAUUGACAGUGUUACUUUCCAUUUCCGCCAAGAUUUUGAGGACUUAUCUCUCAGGACUCGAUUACUUAAUGGAAUGGCCCUAAAGUUGAUGAACCUUGCAAAAUCCUUUAAUGCAGCGGUUGUCAUAUUUAAUCAAGUCACCACUAAGUUCACAGAAGGUUCAUUUCAGUUGGCUCUGGCACUCGGUGAUAGCUGGUCACAUUCCUGCACAAAUCGGGUCAUCUUGUACUGGGACGAAGACGAGCGAAAUGCAUACGUAGACAAGUCGCCCUCUCUCCCCUCAGCCUCGGCUCCAUUUUCCGUCACUGGCAAAGGGAUCCGGAACACUGCUUCCAACUAUAAGAGAACCAAAUUUACGUGAGAUUCAGAUUGAAUGUAAUACACUACAGAGACCUUUUUUUUUGUUGGUGAUAGCUGAAGUUGCUUUCUUCCUUUAAACAAUAUAUGGUGUUUUCUUUUUUGCCAAUUUUGAGUCUAUUAUUCUCUCUUUUUUUAUUACUAGAUAUUAAAUUGCACUAAUGACAAGAUACCACAUCAACUGGUGUUAAGCUCUAUUGAUGUCUAAUAACAAUUCUUUCUUGAUUCUAGCUGAUCUA